AUGCACUGCAGCAGCAGCAGCAGCAGCAGCAGCAGCAACAGCAACAGCAACAAAAACCAAACAAUAAGAGCAGCAGCAGAGGCAGAUGUAGCAGCAGCAGCAGCAGCAGCAACAGGAGCAGCAGUUGCAGCAGCCAACAGCACCACCAACAGCAACAGCACCACCACCAACACCACCGCGACCAACAGCAACACCAACAGCAACAGCAGCAGCACCAACAGCAACAGCAGCAGCGGCACCAACAGCAGCAACACCAGCAGCAGCAGCAGCAGCAGCAGCAGCAGCAGCAGCAGCAGCAGCAAUGCUUACAGUGCUACUCUUUCGAAUGCUGUGCAUCUUCCUUGA
This is a messenger RNA of Eimeria mitis, 345 nucleotides long. RefSeq lists its product as uncharacterized. Lineage: Eukaryota; Apicomplexa; Conoidasida; Eucoccidiorida; Eimeriidae. The record is from RefSeq and is a predicted model, not a curated record. The transcript has a single exon. Bases 1 to 345 code for a protein of 114 amino acids.